CACACACACCCAGCCCGACCGUCUCUCGCCUGCCUCGCCUUCGCUCCUACUCUCAGACUGAUUUCGUCCGUCGCCGGUGCGUGUGUGCUAUUACGAGGUCAUUUCCAUCAACAUGUACGCAUUUAUCAUGAUGCUACAAGAGCGUUCCUUCGAGUCGUAUCGCCUUCGGGCACCACUGGAGACUGGUUUUCCUGUUACGGUUGGAGGAAAGGUGGGUGUGGUUCUUGGGACGGGAUUGACAAGAGCCGAAGCAAAAGCCGCAGGGACAGAAUAUUACAACAGAGUUUGCAAGUGGCAUAACGAAUCGUGUACUGACUGGAACUUCAAUACGCAAGAUGUUGGAGGAAGUGAACCCAACAGUCCCAGCGACAAAGAAGAAAGAGGAAAGCGGAAGGCGGAAGAUUCCCAGGAAGACUCUCCGAAUAAGCGUUCCAAGAGAGGAACGGAUUGAAGAAUCCAUCCUCGUAUCCUUGUACAUUUCUGACUUAUCUGUAUAUAUUCUGAUGAUUAUUUUUACUAAAAUUGACUAAGUUAGGAUAAGUUUUCAUUUUAUAUCAAUUUAUUUACUUGUUUAGCUCUGUAGUGUUCCAAUUGUUUUCUAAUUUUUGUGAUUUAGUCUUUUAAGUGUCAUUAUAUUCUUAGCUUACUUAAGCUGUCACCUUGCAAAUCUACUUUAUAUUUUGUACAAAACCUAGUAACUUUAUUAGUUCUAAAUAUUUUCACUGGCUUUUACUUGGAAGUGUGUAUGAUAUGCGAGAAAGUGGAAAGCAAAUACAGUAAUAAUCUAUUUGA
Molecule: messenger RNA, 792 nt
Organism: Frankliniella occidentalis (western flower thrips)
Lineage: Eukaryota; Metazoa; Arthropoda; Insecta; Thysanoptera; Thripidae
Exons: 4
Coding region: 113-451 (112 amino acids)
Source: RefSeq, a predicted model, not a curated record